Messenger RNA from Cynara cardunculus var. scolymus (artichoke), 1763 nucleotides. RefSeq names its product diacylglycerol kinase 4-like. NCBI's taxonomy places the organism in Eukaryota, Viridiplantae, Streptophyta, Magnoliopsida, Asterales, Asteraceae. The transcript is spliced from 12 exons. The record is from RefSeq and is a predicted model, not a curated record. The coding region runs from base 1 to 1452 and encodes 483 amino acids. Gene Ontology annotation, molecular function: ATP-dependent diacylglycerol kinase activity.
AUGGAAUCGCCGGAACCGGAAAAGAUGGUGAAUAGGGUGGCCGUGAAGUCAUCGGUGAUAGAUUCGAUAAAAGGGUGUUCGUUAUCUGGAAUAAGGAUUCCUAAAGAGGAGUUGCGGCAGAAGAUCACGAUGCCGGAGUAUUUACGUUUUGCUAUACGUGACUCCAUUGCCUCGAAAGAUAUUGAUUCUGGAAAGCAUCAUUAUGACGGCACUACUACCGCCGGGGAUAAGCCGCUGGUCGUUGCCGCUGAGUGUCCGUUGGUUGUUUUUAUUAACUCCAAGAGCGGCGGGCGCCAUGGACCGGAGCUUAAAGCGAGGUUGCAGGAUUUGAUGGGCGAAGAACAGGUCUUUGACCUUCAAACCGUAAAGCCCCAUGAGUUCGUUCAGUAUGGGUUGGGUUGCUUGGAGAGGUUUGCUGGUCUUGGAGACAACUGUGCCAAAGAAACUCGUGAAAGGUUGAGGAUAGUGGUUGCUGGAGGUGAUGGUACUGUGGGUUGGGUUCUUGGAUGCCUAGGAGAGCUUCACAAGCAGGGACGCGAUCCAGUUCCACCAACAGCAAUUAUACCUCUUGGUACAGGAAACGACUUGUCCAGGAGUUUUGGUUGGGGUGGUUCAUUUCCUUUUAACUGGAGGGCAGCCAUAAAAAGGACUCUUGACCGGGCCACUCAUUCUCAGACUAGCCAUCUGGAUAGUUGGAAUCUCUCGAUAUCAAUGCCUGCUGGUGAAGAUUUGGAUACCCCUCAUUCUUUAAAGCAAACAGAGGAGGUUGUCUUUGAUCAGGAUUUAGAAACUGAUGGGAAGUUACCUGAGAAAGUUUCAUGUUAUCAAGGAGUGUUCUAUAAUUACUUCAGCAUAGGAAUGGAUGCCCAAGUGGCUUACGGUUUCCAUCAUUUACGAAAUGAGAAACCUUACCUUGCACAAGGUCCUAUUUCGAACAAGAUGAUUUACUCUGGAUACAGUUGCAAACAAGGGUGGUUUUUUACGCCUUGUAUGGCUGACCCGGGUUUGAGGGGACUAAAGAACAUUUUGAGGCUAUAUGUUAAAAGGCUCAACAGCUCAGAGUGGGAGCUUGUUCCUAUCCCUCCAAGUGUCAGAUCUAUUGUUGCUUUGAAUCUUCAUAACUAUGCAAGUGGAAGAAAUCCAUGGGGUAAGUUGAAGCCGAAAUAUAUGGAAAAGAAAGGUUUUGUUGAGGCUAACGCUGAUGAUGGUCUGUUAGAAGUUUUUGGCUUCAAGCACGGAUGGCAUGCAUCAUUUGUGAUGGUCGAGCUUAUUUCAGCCAAACACAUAGCACAGGCUGCUGCAAUUCGAUUCGAGUUUAGAGGUGGAGCAUGGAAGAAAGCUUUUAUGCAGAUGGAUGGAGAACCAUGGAAACAACCAUUAAAGAAUGAGUUUUCAACCUUUGUCGAUAUCAAAAGGGUGCCAUUCCGGUCAGUUAUGAUCAACGCACAGUGAUUUUAACCGACAUUCUUAACAUAUUUAUCGUUGUAAAUCCUUUCCAUCACUAAACAACUGGUAACUUAGUGUUCUAAAGUACAAUUAGGCUGAGCAGUUGUGUUAUAUAUUAAGUGCUUAAUUAUCUGGUGCCCCAGUUGUAUUUAAAACUUGAUGAGAGAGAGAGAGAGAGAGAGAGAGGGGUCAGAAAUCUUUACAGGAGAUCAGAGCAUGAUGUACCAUUUGGUUUGGUUGGUAAUAUUGUAAACCUUAGUUAAUCAACUGUUGUUUUUAUUUCUAUUUUUUUGGAAAGUUGUUAACCUUAUUGAACA